GCCCAACUGCCCAAAGGACCAAAAUUAACAAAAGACAUCUUUGGAGCAACUCCCAUCGCUGCUUCGCCGUCCAGUAGGCGCCAGCACCAUAGCACGCUUCAUCAGUCAUCACCUCAAGCCCAUCGGCCGGUUGUCUGCUCUCCGCCACUCACCUCCAGCAGUCGCCGACUCCCAUCGCGGCUUCGCCCUCCAGCAGGCGCCAGCACCAUAGCAGGCUUCGUCAGUCAUCACCUCAAGCCGGUCGCCCGGUUUCCUGCUCUCCGCCACUCCCCUUUCGGCGGUUUGGCCAAUCGUCCCUUCUCAAAUUUCACAUUUCGUAGUUCCGUGUUUGAUCCGGUCCAAUUCGUCUCAUCAAGGGCUCAUCUGACGGUCGUACGUUAUACUGUAGCGGCUAUAGUGCUCUCUCCGUUUCCAUAUCCUCUUCUCCUUAGGCCGGACACACUCUGCACUCUGCACCACGUGGUUCGUCUUGAGCAGUGAAUAGAUCAAGGUUAGGGAGUUAGAGGGUGUUGUUGAGUUGAGCAGUGAAUGAACUUUGCCAAUUGCUCCUCACUCUAAAGAGUUUGCUGCAAAAGAAUGAAUUGAAAUCUUUCCAACUCUUCAAUAUUCUAAUUUGUUAAAGAUGAAAGUGAAAAAGCAAAAGCGCCAUAGGAGAGCAGUCAGGUUUUACGCGGCUUGUUAUGGUUUCAGAGAGCCGUAUAAAAUUCUUUGUGAUGGAACUUUUGUGCACCAUUUGAUUUCCAAUCGAAUCACUCCUGCUGAUACUUCACUCGCUAAUACUCUUGGUGCCACUGUUAAACUUUUUACCACCAGAUGUGUAGUUGAAGAGUUGAAGAGACUUGGGACCUCUUUCUCUGAGUCACUCAAUGCAGCCCGUAGUCUUUUAACUGCAAGAUGUGAUCACGAAAGCAGGAGAAGUGCUGUAGCUUGCAUAACAGAGAUCAUUGGAAAAGACAACCCUGAACACUUUUUUGUUGCUACACAAGAUGCUGAUCUAAGGAAAAAUCUUAUGCAGAUACCUGGCGUUCCUUUAAUUUAUGCACUUAGGAAUGCUUUGUUUCUUGAACGGCCUUCCACUUUUCAACAGAAGUUUGCCAAGAUGGCCGAAGAAGGGCGUUCACAUAUGACUGAGAAAGAGUAUAAAGCUCUAAACAUUAAGAAAAAGAGGAAGUUUUUUGACCACAAAGCUAUUGAUGCCUCCAAUGGAAGUGGAGAAGAGACAGGCCAUGACUUAGAGGUCAAGAGUGUCAAGAUGGAUGAUGAAAGAAAACGAAGCGACAUCAAGGACAAUAAAGUUCAAUUUAAAAGAAAGAAAGCCAAGAACCCAAAUCCACUUUCUGUCAAGAAGAAGAAACCUAAACAUGUGAAUGCAGUAGCCGCCUCAGAAAAGAACUCAGAUCCACUUUCUGUCAAGAAGAAGAAACAUAAACAUGUGAAUUCAGUAGCUGCCUAAGAGAAGGUAUAUUUAUUCUGAAUGCGAGUUUUGGCAUCCCCAUUCAAAUUGUAUCACCUUCAGACUUGAGUCAUUUUGAUUAAGCACCUCAGAACACAAUUGGAUUAAUCAUAUAAAUGUAUAUUCACUCUCUCUUAAGUUUUCAAAAGCACAUUUGGUUAUUGAUCAUGGGGUUUACUUCAUUGCACAACGUCAUUAAAUUACAUGAUUGAAUUUAACAUCAAAUGGGUGAUAUGUUGA
Messenger RNA from Cuscuta europaea, 1693 nucleotides. The record is from the annotation of a GenBank genome assembly. Lineage: Eukaryota; Viridiplantae; Streptophyta; Magnoliopsida; Solanales; Convolvulaceae.